AUGCUUCUUCACUCUUUCCUUCCGGUCUCGGUGUUUCUGUCAUCACUGUCAGGCUUUGCUGCGGCAAACGACCGAACCGACUACCGGACUAGCAAUGCUAAAGGGUCACUCCAAGCUCGUGCUCCUACAGCCAACGGACUUGGUCAGAGAGGCAGCACCCUAUACCGAGCUUCCAUAACCCAGCCCACUUACAGUGGCUUCAGUCGUGACACCGCAUCAUGGCUCUCCGAGACAACAAUAAUGGGAUACGACAAGAAUGAUGUGAUUCAAAGGGCGAUAUCAACGUACAAGCAACCAAACGCCCGGUGGUACCUUUUUCACAUCGAUGCCAACGACCCAUUGCUGCAAUGGGGCCUUCAAAGCUUCCGAAAUCUAAACCAAGCUAGUUCGAGCCAACUUGCUUAUCGAGCUCCAAUGACUUUCUACCUUAUCAAAGGAUGGGAUUUAUAUUAUGGCAAGAACUUCCAUAGGCACACGGACAAUGACCAGUAUAAUCCGAACUGGUGGCUUGAACAUACGGCAAAAGACGUCGAGAUUUACAGACCUGGUACGCGAAAGCCUUCAUAUUACGCUCAGGCACACGGCUUCACACGUCAAACUGCAGCUCAGAACCCGAAUGACCCAGUACUGUGGGGGGCGGGCUACCGAGACAAGGACCAGAUGGUCAAGGUAAUGGGAGCCCUGAACAGCGAUCGACGGUGGUUCCUUUUCACUCUGAAAAGACACCAACCCCUUGUGUCGAGCUUUGCAAAAACUCCAUGCCUGCCUACCUGGCCGCGGGAAACCCUUGCGGCGGAGACCACGAUGUCUUUUGAUCUUGUCACCUCUUGGGAGGUGUACGAUGGUCAAAAUCUCAUCAAAGUCGUAGAGAAUACUCCGGAAAAUCUGAAGCUUUGGUAG
Pyricularia oryzae 70-15 is the source of this 900-nucleotide messenger RNA. RefSeq lists its product as uncharacterized. Lineage: Eukaryota; Fungi; Ascomycota; Sordariomycetes; Magnaporthales; Pyriculariaceae. Bases 1 to 900 code for a protein of 299 amino acids. The transcript has a single exon. The record is from RefSeq and is a predicted model, not a curated record.